Molecule: messenger RNA, 819 nt
Organism: Aspergillus oryzae RIB40
Lineage: Eukaryota; Fungi; Ascomycota; Eurotiomycetes; Eurotiales; Aspergillaceae
Exons: 1
Coding region: 1-819 (272 amino acids)
Source: RefSeq, a predicted model, not a curated record
AUGGCAAGGUAUUCUCAACCGUCAUUUGACUUCUACCAACAAUCUCCUUCAAAUUUGGACGCAAAGCCUUCAUUUCCCGAGGAAGACGAGAUGAGUGUAUUGGAUGAUAAGAUUCUCGACUCGACGUCGCCCGAACUUUCAUCUUCCAUUGCCGACCACCGGCGUUCUUCAUAUGAUCAUGCACCGGACGCUUUCUCACAUCGUGAUUCAGUCUGGUCCGACUUCUCCCAGUCCGUUCACAGCAACCAAUCCAGGCAUAACUCCCAUGUCGGCCAUCAUCUUUUCGAGUCCGCUCCGAAUCCUUUCAUGAGACUGGACGGUGCUCAUCACCCAGCCACCGCGUAUGGCCAGCAGGCAUCUUGGGCGCUGGCCAAGGAGACUGGCUCAUGUACACCCACCGCCAUGUACGACCAUCAUUUCCCAUCGGACCUAGACAACGGCUCGUCGGCGCCGUUCUCCGGGGGUGCUGUUGGUCCGGUGAGCACCAUCAACAUCCCGUCCAUGUCUUACCGCCCUGGGAUGGCCUUUGCGCCUCCCGGUGCUGUGGCCAUGUCCCCGCAGUCCAGUCAAGGAUGGAUGCCUGCAUCCACCGACAUGCCGGAUGCUGUUUCUCGCACCACCAAGAGCCCUACUUAUCGGAAUAGCUCUCCCUUGAGUAUCCGACGGGAUGGAAUUCGGAAAAAGAACGCUCGUUUCGAGAUCCCAGCAGAGCGGACGUUAAGCAACAUCGACCAGCUAAUCGCCCAGUCGACCAAUGAGGAGGAGAUCAAGGAACUGAAGCAACAGAAGCGGUUACUGAGGAACCGUCAAGCUGCGUAA